Rotaria sp. Silwood1 is the source of this 947-nucleotide messenger RNA. The record is from the annotation of a GenBank genome assembly. NCBI's taxonomy places the organism in Eukaryota, Metazoa, Rotifera, Eurotatoria, Philodinida, Philodinidae.
AUGUCAACUGUUCCUAGUCUUAGCUUUUCGAUCAGCAACAAACGUAAACCGAUCUUAAUAUGUGAUGGAUUCAUUUUUCAAUUAAACCGUACACGGUCAAAGUUGAAGUACUGGCGAUGCAAAGAUCGAACUUGUUCAGCUUAUAUUCAUACAAAUCACAACAAUCAAUAUGUUGGAAAAUCCGGUGAUCAUAAUUUUCAUUUACCAGUGCCUGAACAAGUCGAAGUUGCAAUGUUUAAAGAGAAGGUGAAAGAACGAGUUGUGAAAGAAACAACGGCGAUUGGAAACAUUUACGACAAGGAAAUGGCUUCUCUUAAUCUGAGUGAUGGUGCUCUAGGUUUAAUUCCUUUGGCUGACGACGCAAAAGCAUCGCUUAAUCGUUUACGACGACAAACAACACCACCAUUGCCAACAUCAUCUUGUUUCGAUGUUCCCGAUGCCUAUUCAACGACAAUCAGUGGUGCACAUUUUUUAUUCAGUGACAAAGUUGUUCGAAAGAAGCGGGUGUUGUUGUUUGCAACAGAUGAGCAAUUGCGUAUGCUUUUUUCAGCAAAAACCAUUAUGAUCGAUGGAACAUUUUCGGCAUGUGUACCACACUUCAAUCAAGUGUUUUCGUUGCAUUGCAUCAAGUAUGGAUACAAUUUUCCAUGUGUUAUCGGUUUGUUGCCUGGUAGAACUGCUUCAAUAUACAAACAUGUCUUUGAGAUAUUGGAUGCAGCAGCUCAAAGUCUUAAUUGCAAAUUUAAUCCGAACAAAAUCAUGUCCGACUUCGAGCAAGCUCUUAUCAAGACAAUUGCUUCAUAUGUAAGCAAUAACUUUCACAUCGAUCUGGUUUUAUUACAUUUUUACUUCUUUUAGUUUCCGAACGCGCAACAUUCGGGAUGUUUCUUCCACUACACCCAGUGCUUGAAUCGUCGUAUUCAAGCAUUGGGAUUAAGCAUGUUUUA